Halichondria panicea is the source of this 4314-nucleotide messenger RNA. RefSeq lists its product as uncharacterized. The coding region runs from base 2116 to 4017 and encodes 633 amino acids. Lineage: Eukaryota; Metazoa; Porifera; Demospongiae; Suberitida; Halichondriidae. The transcript has 9 exons. The record is from RefSeq and is a predicted model, not a curated record.
UGAGUGCAUGCAGGCAGCACCUGCAUGGGCAGCACUAUUGUGUUUACUGUGCAUGAUUUUGAUUUAGCUAGUAGCCUUACUAUAGCUAUAAUAAUAGCUGUUUUUGACAAACUCCCUUAUUCUAGAAGAAAGAUGUCUACAACUGGUGCAAGCAUUCGUACUGAGUUAAAGUCAGAGAUUGACCCAAAUCGUCACGAAAAUUUAACUGUUUACAUAGACGAAAAACUUGUUUUUGGAGAAGUCUUCAAAGGCAGUUACAGGGGGGAAAUUUGUGCAGUCAAAGUGCUGCAUCAGGUUGCUAUGAAGAUGCAGGAAACUAUCCCUGCUCAUAAAGUGAAGAAGCUAGCAAAGCAUUUGAUAUUGAGUGUACAUUUCUCAAGUCGCUCCUGCACCCAAAUGUUGUUCAGUAUUUGUCAACCACUAACAACCCUCAAUCAUGUGGUGCAUUCCUCGUUGUUGAGCUAAUGGACUGCAGUCUGGGAUCUUAUCUCUCCGGCCUUGAUGAAGAGUCCCUCACUAUAGAUAGUGAAAGCCAAAUUAGCCUUUCCAAAGACAUAGCUUGUGGUCUGGCCUACAUUCACAGCAAGCAGAUUUUCCACCGUGACCUCCAUGACAAUAACGUCUUGCUGAAGCUUAUACGACCAGUGCCUGUUGCAAAGAUUUCCGGCUUUGGCAUGCAUAUCACGACUCCUCGAAUCCUAUAAUCUUAGCUCCGUUGCCAGGGGGUAUCCAUCUCUCGGAUUGGAAUUCAAUAGUGGUUUGGAUGUGUUUUCCCUCGAGGUGAUUAUGGUGCAGAUUGUUCGCAAGCUGGAGACGAUUAAAUCAGCCAAGGAUAGAUCUUUCCAUGUUUCCCAGAUCCCUUGCACACACAGGUUGAGAAAGCUUAUCGACAGUUGUUUGUAAAAAGACAUGUGGAGGAGACCAUCUGCCAUAGACAUCUAUACCAAUCUCAUUUCUUCUCCUGUGACCUCUGGCCCUCUCCCGGAUCAACAGACACCCAGUGCUGGGGAACAACCAGAUACAACCAGAUACAACUGUCUAGUGCAAGAAUGACUGUGUUUUCAGGCACUCCAUUUUCUGAGAAAGACUGUGAUGCUCUAGAAAAGCUGCUGCUAGACUACAAAAUCAAAGGAUUUGCUUUGACUGGUGAAAAGACGUACGAAAAAGUUGUACACUGCCUUCUUGAGCAAGGACACGAAGAACUAGCUGCAAACCUAAGACAAAACCUCGAUAAAGUGAUUGGAGAGCAGAAGCAAUAUCUGAAGAAAUUGGACGAUCUGAUGACUGAUGAAGAAGCUGUCACUAUGCAAAAUCUCGGGCUCCUUCUUGUUGGGCCACCAUCGGUGGGAAAAACAACAACACUCAACCGUUUGCUUAAAGUUUACAAAAACAUCAGUUCAGCAGGAGACAAGGCAAAGCCAUGCAGUACACUACUCGCCAAUUGUCAUCAAGUGGUCGCGUACAUGAAUAAGGAUGCCACGGAAUGGGUUUGUUCUGAAGACGUGGAUGAGGAAGCAAAGGUCGUUUUUGGCUACAUGUACGCUAACAAGAUUGACAAUGUACCAAACAAGGAAAAUAUAUCUGUGAUUGACAAACCAACUUCUGAAACUUCAAAAGAAAUGGAAAUUUCUUCUGAAAAACCUCAACCAAAACUUCAAGAAAAAACAGGCACUAAAAUACAAGAAAUAUCAAACAAACAAGACAAGCUGAUACGAAUCAAGCAUCGACUGCAAAAGCUGAUAAAAAGCGGAAACUACUCCCAAAUGGCUAGUCUUCUUAGCAGCACCUUGCUAAACAUCAAUGAUGUUGGAGGUCAGCCAGACUUCCUGGAAAUGCUACCAGCCCUGAGAAAUGGUCCAGCCAUGUAUCUAGUGUUUUUUGAUUUGAGCAAAGAACUUGACGAGCCCUACGAUAUUCCCUUCAGUCGAGACGACACCAUUAUCACCCCAUACAAAGCGGCGCACACAGUGGAAGCCACAGUUUCUCAAAUUCUUUCUUCAAUUGCUAGUGUUCAUCACGUCUCUCGAGGGGAUGCCUUGUACAAAACCUUAAAAUUGAGUGAGAAGUUUAAAAAUUUCCAGCAGGUUCGUCCUGGCAGCUUUGAUCGGUACUCACAUGGACAAAUUGGAGAAUCCGAAAGAGAAAAUCAAACAGGUCAACGAUGCUCUCAAAAGGACUACUCAAAAGUUUGCCGAGAUCUUGGUAUGUCCUCCGUCAGAUUCCGAAUCUUCAUUUUUUGCCGUGGACAACUUUGCUGGAACAGAACAGUCUGACAUUGGCCCGAUUAGGGAAUUCAUGAGCAAGGUGUUUGCUUCUCACUUCAGCAAUGCGUCCCUGCCAAUCAAGCCGAAAUGGCUCCUACUAGGCGCGCUUCUGCGGAGGGAGUACUCAAUUGUAUCAAUGGAACACUGCCUGGAAAUUGGGAGAAUGUUGGAGAUGGAUGAAGAAGACACCAGGUUUUGUCUGGGGUAUCUUCACAAUAUAGGCACUUUCAUGUACUACAGGAAUGUUCCCAAUGAUGACGAUGGCUGGCUCAAAAAUCAUGUGUUCUGCACCCCUGAAGUAAUCUUUACUAGCAUCAGCCAACUGAUCCUUGUCGCUUUACGCACCUUGCAUUCAAAAGGCUAUGUUACUGAGUUUGAGCGAGCAGAGUUGAUCAAGAUGGGGCAGUUCUCACUGGAGGCCAUCAUCAAGUACUGCAUUGGUCCCAAGGUCACAGAGAUGCUGAAAGAAGGAGAGAUUAUCCCAGCCAAGCAACUCAUCAUACUCUUGCGGUACCUCAACCUCCUCUCUGAGAUUGUCCACAACGAUGUCAAUGAUCCAAAUGUCACUCGAAUCACCUACCUGAUGCCAGCUGUCCUUGACUGUGCUUCACAAGACAAACUGACCAACCCACCAAAACCAGACGCCAACAACCCAGGACCGCUCCACAUCACUUUCAGUUUUGGCUACGUACCAACAGGAGUCUUCUGUGUGCUGAUCACUCAGCUAGUUUCUCAAGGCCCUCGUGGAAUUCUCGGAUUGACGUGGGAGUUGAUUGAAGAUGGUGUUAAACGAAACUGUGUCUCAUUUUCUGUUGAUGAUGUUCAUGAAGUUACACUGCUCUCACACGAAAAAAGCUACGAAAUUCGAGUUUCUCGAGACGACCAUGACACUUCUCUUCACAACAUCUGUUCGUACGUGCUCUCAGCGAUCCUUUACACUCUCAAGUGCUUGUACCAGCAUCUUACUAUGCAAAUUGCAUUCCAAUGUCCCUGUGCCAAGGAUUGUACUGAACAUGACGUCAACCAUCUCUGUGCUCUUUCCAGCAAAUCACGAAUAAGGUUUCUCUGUGAUCUUUCAAAGCGAGCUGUCACUCUCAGAAAAGAUCAGCAAGUUUGGCUGGGAAAACACGUGUUACCAGGAAGCAGCACAGAACUAGAGGUGCUAAAGCUCGCUGAAGAUAGUUUCUCCUUCCACUGGACCAAAGAGGGCUCCAGACAUCAGAUCACGACAACCGAUGAGCCCAACAUUCUCAGCUUUCAGAGUGUGAGUGAGAAGGACUUUGGUCAUUACCAGUGUGAGGUGAAGGAGACACGAACAGCAGUGGCCCUCACUGUCUACAGAGCUAUCUACAAAGAAGAGAUGACUAAUGAAGCAACUGGAAUAACUACUGAUGUCCCCCAAAUAACUACUGAGUCAGCGACUACAGCUCAGUUGAGUCAAGAGUGCUCGGAUGAAGCUCUUCUCCAGCUGUCUACUGAGAUUGCCUGCUAUGGAAAUUACAAGCACAGGCUCGGCCUCAGUGAUACUGAGAUUGAGGAUAUCGAUCAAAAUCCCCAGACGUUUUUAAGUGUUUCAGGGAAAUUUUAUGCUGCUCUCAAGAAAUGGAAAUGUAAAGGCAUUGAUUUUGAUAAUCCAUCUCAUUCGACAGCCACUUAUUUUCGAUUGGUAGAAAUUGCCAAGGAGAUGAAGGAUGGGAAAGCAAUUCGUAGCAUACACACGGCUUGUGUGACACACAAUUUGUUAUACAAGUGAAGGAUCUGGACCACUACAUGCAUGUGCAUGAAAGGAGGGGAAUCGUAGUUUCGUGCUACUAAUAUAAGACUUGUAAUUACGUACACGCAUAUGUUUUCUUUGAAUUUUGUAUUCUUUUAUGGACAUUCAAAAUUCUCGAAGAAAAAACAGGAUAUAAAGUGUAAAUAAUUUUAGAUUAAUUUUUCAAUACUGAAGGAUAUACAUAAUUAUUUGUACACUUUCGAUUUGAGUGAACGAAUCUGUACCAAUUUGUACAGUCCACAUUAUAAUUUUGUAUAACUGGAUUUUGGUGCAAUU